Molecule: messenger RNA, 1559 nt
Organism: Erinaceus europaeus (western European hedgehog)
Lineage: Eukaryota; Metazoa; Chordata; Mammalia; Eulipotyphla; Erinaceidae
Gene: NPFFR1
Product: neuropeptide FF receptor 1
Exons: 4
Coding region: 1-1386 (461 amino acids)
Biological process (GO): G protein-coupled receptor signaling pathway
Cellular component (GO): membrane
Molecular function (GO): peptide binding; neuropeptide receptor activity
Source: RefSeq, a predicted model, not a curated record
AUGGCUGAAGAAACAUGGUACAACUUGGUACUGGUUCAGAGAUGGAUGGAGCAGAUUCCUGACCCAAAUGCCCCUUUGCUCCUAGGGGACCCUUCCCAGCCUCCCAACAGCAGCUGGCCUGCAAACCAGAAUGAGAGUCAUGCUGAAGCCAUGCCAGCUGCAAACCUGACCUUCUCCUCCUACUACCAGCACUCCUCACCUGUGGCCGCCAUGUUCAUUGUGGCCUACGUGCUCAUCUUCCUCCUCUGCAUGGUGGGCAACGCCCUGGUCUGCUUCAUUGUGAUCAAGAACCGGCACAUGCGCACAGUCACCAACAUGUUCAUCCUCAACCUGGCUGUCAGUGACCUGCUAGUGGGCAUCUUCUGCAUGCCCACCACUCUUGUGGACAACCUCAUUACAGGGUGGCCCUUUGACAACGCCACAUGCAAGAUGAGCGGCUUGGUGCAGGGCAUGUCUGUGUCAGCUUCCGUUUUCACCCUGGUGGCCAUCGCUGUGGAAAGGUUCCGCUGCAUCGUGCACCCUUUCCGAGAGAAGCUGACCUUGCGGAAGGCGCUGGUCACCAUCGCGGUCAUCUGGGCCCUGGCCCUGCUCAUCAUGUGCCCGUCGGCCGUCACGCUGACAGUCACGCGCGAGGAGCACCACUUCAUGGUGGACGCCCGCAACCGCUCCUACCCGCUCUACUCGUGCUGGGAGGCCUGGCCGGAGCAGGGGAUGCGCAAGGUCUACACCACCGUGCUCUUCUCGCACAUCUACCUGGCCCCGCUGGCGCUCAUCUUGGUCAUGUACACACGCAUCGCCCACAAGCUCUUCCAGGCCUCGGGGCCGGCGCGCGCGGGCGAGGAGGCGGAGGCGGCGGGGGGCGCGGGGGGCGCGGGGGGCGCGCGCGGGGCCCGGCGCAGGGUCCGGGUGGUGCACAUGCUGGUCAUGGUGGCGCUCUUCUUCACGCUGUCCUGGCUGCCGCUCUGGGCGCUGCUGCUGCUCAUCGACUACGAGCAGCUGAGCGAGCAGCAGCUGCACCUGGUCACCGUCUACGCCUUCCCCUUCGCCCACUGGCUGGCCUUCUUCAACAGCAGCGCCAACCCCAUCAUCUACGGCUACUUCAACGAGAACUUCCGCCGCGGCUUCCAGGCCGCCUUCCACGCCCAGAUCUGCCCGCUGCAGUGGGGGCGGCACAAGGAGGCCUAUUCCGAGCCGCCCGGAGGAGGGCUCCUGGGCACCCGGGUCUUCGUGGAGGUGCAGCCCAGCGAGGAGUCGGGGCCCAGCAGUGGAGGUUCCAGGCCUGCUCGUCUCCCGUUGCGCCAUGGCCGGGUAGCCCACCACAGCUUGGCCGAGGAAGGCCGUGGCUGCUCUCACCUGCCCCUCAGCAUUCCAGCCUGGGAUAUCUGAGUGGUACCAGGAGGGCGGGCCCUGAGCCCUGAAGCUGAUGGCUGGACCUGUGAUGUCUGGAUGAUGGCUAGGGGAUGUGGCCUUAGAAGAGAAUGCCAUGGAGCCUCCCUCUUAAACACAAGGGAGCCGGCAGCAGCAUACGGAUGGCUUCUCUAUUGCUAAACCCCCCCCCC